AUGAGCCAGUUACCCACAUCAAUAGCGCCCUUGCUAAGCACAAUAGCACCUAAUCCAGCUACGCCAUCUACAACAAACCCAGUCAACAGGCCUACCACUACUGCCAAAAUGGUAAUGAAUCCUAGUCAGAUACAGAGAAACAAACUGCAAAAUGUGCCUGCCUUCUUGAACAAACUAUACAAUAUGGUAGACGAUCAUACGACCGAUGAGCUUAUACGUUGGUCUGAUGAUGGCUUGUCCUUCAUUGUAGUUCGACAUGAAGAAUUCGCCAAAAAAGUACUACCUCGCUUCUUCAAGCACAGCAAUUUUUCCUCCUUUGUGCGUCAAUUGAACAUGUAUGGAUUUCACAAGGUACCUCAUCUUCAAAAUGGUGUAUUGAGCACUGAAGGAGAGUCAGAACGCUGGGAAUUCAGCAACCCUCACUUUCAACGUAAUCAGCCUGAUUUGCUACUACUGGUGACUAGAAAGAAAGGGCGUGAUCCAGAAGAGAAGGAGACAGGCACCGUUGAUUUGCACCACAUUCUAGAUGAAAUUGCAGCCAUCAAGAAGCACCAAAUGUCGAUUAGUAAUGAAUUAAAGAAUGUCCAGACCGACAACCAAGUAUUAUGGCAAGAAAACAUUGCUUCCAGAGAGCGCCAUCACAGACAUCAGGAAACAAUUGACAAAAUUUUGAGAUUCUUGGCCUCUGUUUUCUCUAACGAAAAGAACAAGCAUGUUGUUAUUCCUCGUAAGCGACAAUUCCUACUUGGAGAUGGAUCAAAAGAAGGCGAACAAGAGAACCAGUUCAACAGCAACCAGAAACGGGAACAUAGUAAGAUCGAGGAUGUGGAAGACGAAAGCGAAGAAAAGCCUUCCAAGUAUGCUCGCAGAUCACCGCAAUUUGAUAUAUCGGAAUUCGUGAACGAUGCCAGUAAUCUACCACAGCCCACGGCAACAUCACCUUCGUCUUCAUCCACGACUCCUGCAACUGCAGACCUUGCAGCAGCCAUUGCUCUUAACGAUCAAACCAAAAAAGACACAGCUGCAUCAUUAGUGACAGUGCCUAGUUUGAAUGCCACAUCUACAUCUGUAUCUCCAUCAACUACAACAGCUAUAAACAGCAGCAAAGCCAACAAUGCACAAGCAACCAUACCUGCUAUACCCACUCCUGAUCUUUCCUCUCUUUUAAAUUUACCUCAAUUUCAGGGCUUGGUGACAUUGGCGCAAACGAAUCCGGCUUUAUUCAAUCAGCUUACAAAUAGUAGCUACUUUGAUGUUCCAGCAUCCUCGACACCAUCCACUGUCGCUAGCCCACCACCUCUUCUCAACCUCUCGAAAUCUAGUACACCCAUUGAUACACCUAUUGACGUAGGCACUCCUACUUUGUCCGCUGCCCCCUCGACAGCCGAAGAUUUGGAAUCAAGUUUGAAAUCCCUCGCUUCCGAACUUGGAUUUGGAGCAGAUGAUGCCAAUUCGAUGGAUUAUGUCAAUAUGGAGGAUUUCCUGAAUACUUAUACAAAUCAACCCCCUCCUUUGCCUUCUCCAUCUGUUGCCACUUCUGCUUCCAACUAUAAUACAAAGACUGACUAA
Molecule: messenger RNA, 1569 nt
Organism: Mucor velutinosus
Lineage: Eukaryota; Fungi; Mucoromycota; Mucoromycetes; Mucorales; Mucoraceae
Exons: 4
Coding region: 1-1569 (522 amino acids)
Biological process (GO): regulation of DNA-templated transcription
Molecular function (GO): DNA-binding transcription factor activity; sequence-specific DNA binding
Source: RefSeq, a predicted model, not a curated record